Prorocentrum cordatum is the source of this 1375-nucleotide messenger RNA. The record is from the annotation of a GenBank genome assembly. NCBI's taxonomy places the organism in Eukaryota, Dinophyceae, Prorocentrales, Prorocentraceae.
GCUCGAGCGACCCGCCCCCUACCCCCGACGGCACGGGCGUCAUGGCGUUGUCGGUCGCGCCCCUGCCCCUUGCGCCCCCGGCGAGAGGCGGCUCGCGGCGGCGGCGGCGGCGGCGGCCCGACGCGGCUCUCCUGGGCGUCCUGUCCGCGGCGGCGGCUGCGGUCGCUGCGGCGUGUGGGCGCGGCCUCGCGCCUGGCGGCGGCCGGGCGUUCGCAGCCCCGGCGGCGCUGGCGGCCUCCGGAGAGGCACGCGGGCGCUCCACGGCGGCGCCGAGGGGCCGGCGGCGGCCCCAAGGCGCGCGGCGCGCGUGCCCGCGAGGGCGGCGGUGGGCGAGCAGGGCGCCGAGGCUGCGGCCGCCCCCGAGGUCGACCCGGGGGUCGCUGCAGACGAGGAGGACGAGAGGAAAUUCAGGGAGCAGCUGCCGAACAUAAUCCUGAGCAUCGCGUCUGUCGUGACUGUCGGGAGCCUCGGAACCAUCGCGGUCCAGGGCUCGGAGAUCGAGUUCUUCGUGCCAGCCGCAAUGUUCGCCACCUUGGGCGGGGGCGUCGCAUUGGCCGUCUCGGGCCUCAUGGCAGUCUCGGGCGGGGGCAAGAAGAAGAAGGGCGGGCAGUGAUAGUAGUGCCCAGCUGAGGGGCGCGCGGAGGAGAUCUGAGCGAGGCGCUGCGCUGAUAGCUCUUGGGCACUUGGAGGCUUCUGUGGUUUACCGUCUUCGCUUCCGUUCAUCCCCCCAUUUAUGUAUGCGACUUCUUGUCUUGUCCGCCUCGAGCGUCAUGUCAGCAUGUCGGUUGCGUGGUUGAGAUGCCCCAUGUGAGCGUUGAAGAGAACACGUGCCGACUGACGUUCGCGCGCAAUGUCGCUGCGCCUCCCUGCUGCCUCCCAGUUCGUCCCCAGUGCUGCCGAGAUUGCCCGCGCUUCCGCCCCUUGGGGGCUUUCGGCGAUUGGCGAUGUUGCAGGGGGGGGAGGUUGUGGUCAGCUGGACCCGACCCAAUGACGGCAGCUUCGUGCAUUCUCGAUGCGGCAGCGGUGCCGGCGCGGGCGUUGGAGGGUGAAUCCCUCAAUGGGGCUCGGCUCGGUCCUUGGGACCCAUAGGAAGCGACACUUGUUGCAGCGUCAGGGGCCAGGGCCUGCGUGGUUGAGGCAGGAACCUGACUCAUCAGCCUCCCGCGCUCGAGGGUGCGCAGCGGCAGCACUAGAACCGCAACUGUCCAGAUCAUCGGGCGAGGGAAGGUGUACGUGUAGACACCUCCGCAGGACCUCCACGGGCCAGUUUUUGUUCAGGUCUUGGCCUGGAGACGCACCAAGAUCGAGGUUCACAAUCGGCCUGUGGACGGCUUGUGGUGGUGUAUAUUUUCUCGCCCAUUGAAUUGUCUUGGGG